Molecule: messenger RNA, 1430 nt
Organism: Hemibagrus wyckioides
Lineage: Eukaryota; Metazoa; Chordata; Actinopteri; Siluriformes; Bagridae
Gene: r3hcc1l
Product: R3H domain and coiled-coil containing 1-like
Exons: 7
Coding region: 85-1131 (348 amino acids)
Source: RefSeq, a predicted model, not a curated record
GGCGACGUCAUCACGCGGCGACCAAAAACAUCCGGUUAUGGUUUCAACAUUUUGGCGUCUUUGUGUGCUGAAAGAAAGUUCUAUAUGGUGAUGGAGGAAAGCAGCCAGUUAAAGGCAGAACCCAAACCCUCAGCUCAGUCACGUGACCGGAAGCCUGACAUGGCGAUUUAUGUACCCAAGGGACGACAAGGUGGAAGCCAGCCCCAUUCUAGAGAAAAGCCUCAAACGGAGGGGGAUAAGAAACCCAAAGGGAGACCCAGGUACACUGAUAAAUCCCGGAAAUACAACUCCAAGAACAAGAAGGACAGAAGUGGAGAUAAGAAGGACACCGGGGACCAAGGGCUUCCUGACGGGGACGACGAGCCAAACUCGAAGGGAGGAGCGGAAGAGAAAGGUGUAGAAAAGGAAAAUGUAGACCAGAGGAUCUCCUCUGAGGAUGUGAGCACCACGACCCACACGACUAGUGAGAUAAAGACGGCAGAAACGGAGGAGGAAGAGGAGGAGCGGGAGGAAGGUGAUAACUGGGAUUCUCUGUUCACCGAUGAUGGAGAAUGUCUCAACCCACACCUGCUGGAGGAGAUCUCUCAGAAGACGGGGCAGCGUAACAAGGCGUCCGUUCAGGAGCCGCGGUUCGACUACUAUAACUGGACGCCGGAGGACGAGGAGGAGGUGGAGCUAAGGGAGGACGAGCUGUCGCAUAUCGUGGAGAUCUACGACUUUCCCACCGAGUUCAAAACCGAGGAUUUAAUACGAGCCUUCUGCUCCUAUCAGCAGAAAGGCUUUGACAUCAAGUGGAUCGAUGACACACACGCCCUCGGCCUCUUCUCCAGUCCCAUUGCAGCGCGAGAUGCUCUGAGGACCAAACACCCCAUGCUGAAGGUUCGUCCUCUCUCCAAAUCCUCCUCAGCAACAAAAGCCAAAGCUCGCGCCUCCUCAGAUUAUCUCCUGCCAGCUAAAGAGCGUCCUCAGACCAGUGCAGCUCUCGCUCGCCGCCUGGUGACCGGCGCUCUCGGGGUCAAGAGCACACAAAGCCGAGAGGAACGAGAGGCCGAGAGGAACCAGCUACGACAAGCUAGGGAACAAAAGCGACUGGCAGCCAAGCAGCGAGAAGACGCCUGGGAAGGGAGGUGAAGAUCAAGCAGCUCCACUACCUUUUCUCACACACACACAUGUCUAUAACACUGUUCACUCAACACUUGUUUCUGUUCCUUUUGUAAACUGUGUGUGUGUUGAGAUUUCCAGAUUUGUAAAUAUUUUAUACAGCUUUAAACUCUAAACCCGAAGCUUCUUUCUUCUGAUGCCAAAUGACACACGGCGCUGCGUGUGUGUUUUUUUUAUUAACACUUUUUAAGUGUUUGUUUCUGACCCGUGAAGCACUGCUGUAAAAAACUCAACUGUGAUUUGAAUAAAAGUUUUAAACAGAAAUAAAA